Ricinus communis (castor bean) is the source of this 3266-nucleotide messenger RNA. RefSeq lists its product as uncharacterized. The record is from RefSeq and is a predicted model, not a curated record. Gene Ontology annotation, biological process: lipid catabolic process. The coding region runs from base 940 to 2289 and encodes 449 amino acids. Lineage: Eukaryota; Viridiplantae; Streptophyta; Magnoliopsida; Malpighiales; Euphorbiaceae. The transcript is spliced from 6 exons.
UCGUUCUUCUCUAUCUAUCUACUCCUCUAUCAUUUAUAUCUGCCAAUUAUUAUUCCUUUUUCUUUUUAUCAAUUAUCAUAUUUCUUUCAUCAAUUUUGGUUGGUACAAUGCUUGCUUAUUAUCUCAUCACUAAUUCUCAUCUAACAGUCAAAAUUCGAAAGUAAGCUCCAAAGAACCCAACUUUUGCAACACUAAAUAAUACCCACCAAAAACUAACCGAAUACACCUCGUAUUGUUCUUGUAUCUAGAUGCUGUAUAGUCUUUUGUAGUACUUAUAGAUAAGGUUUUGCUUUUCCUUUGAAUUUGAUUAUUUGUUUCAACUAAUCCUUUGUGUAUGCAAAACUUGAGCUCUUGAUCUUCACUGUUUAACUUCCUAGGUACCCUAGAGCUGUGUGAUAAACCCUUUUGUAUGCUAGUGAAAAAUGCUUUUCAUUUCAACAUUUUGGUGUUUUGUCUGUUUGACUGGAAGUUAGGAUUUAAUUCCCUCAAACUUCGGUUUUUUUUUUUUUUUUUCUGUUAAACUCCAAAGUUUUCCUGUUGUAUUUCGUUAGUACUCUUCAGGAUUGCGUUACCAGUCCGGAGAUUCCAUUGCUAUAUAUCUAUCCUUUUAUUACCAACUGAAAGCUUGGAAUGGUUAUAGAGUUCUUUUGAAUCUCCUCAACCAUGUGUUUUCAUAUUAUCUCGAAUCCGAUCUUUGGUUACUUACUUUAACAAUCGAUUGUCUAUUGAACAUGGUUAUAAUUUUAUUUUGAAUUUUGAAGGCCUAAUAUUCUCCCCAAUCAAUUUCACAAUCGUCAUUACAGCUUUUCUUGGAAUAUUCAUUCUACCUUCACAAGCCCAUCAUUCAUUGAUGUAUUCCGUUUUUCUCCAUCUGUAUAUUCCAAUUCGAGGUAUGUUUCUUAAUGUAUACAUGUGAACAUGCGUGAAUCAUAGGCCUCUAUGUCAAUCCUCUGCGGCCUUCCAAUUCUUGAAUGUGUGUACUGUCUAGCAUGUGCUCGUUGGGUAUGGAAAAAGUGCCUGUAUAAUGCUGGCCAUGAAAGUGAGAACUGGGGCCUAGCCACAGCUGAAGAAUUUGAGCCUGUUCCCCACCUUUGCCGCUUGAUUCUGGCUGUUUACGAGGAUGAUCUUCGAAACCCACUUUGGGCACCCCCUGGAGGUUAUGGCAUCAAUCCUGCUUCAGUCAUUUUGAGGAAAAAUUAUGAAGAAACCGGGGGAUGUUCUACUCCUUACAUGAUUUACCUUGAUCAUGAAAAUUCUGAUAUAGUGUUGGCUAUUAGGGGGCUUAAUUUGGCAAAGGAAAGUGAUUAUGCAGUUUUGCUUGAUAAUAAAUUGGGACAGACUAAGUUUGAUGGUGGUUAUGUACACAAUGGACUACUGAAGGCUGCAAAAUGGGUUUUUAAUACAGAGUGCAAGGUUUUGAGGAAUUUGGUUGAUAUGAAUCCAGAUUAUAAAUUGACCUUUGCCGGACAUUCUUUAGGGGCAGGAGUGGUAGCAUUAAUGACAAUGUAUGCAAUUCAGAAUCAGGAUAAAUUGGGGAACAUUGAGAGAAAGAGGAUCAGAUGCUUUGCUGUGGCUCCUGCUAGGUGCAUGUCACUGAAUUUGGCUGUGAGAUAUGCUGAUGUUAUCAAUUCAGUUGUGCUACAGGAUGAUUUCUUACCUCGGACAACCACUGCUUUGGAAGAUGUUUUUAAAUCACUUUUCUGUUUGCCUUGUCUGCUAUGCCUAAUGUGCUUGAAGGACACUUGCACUCUUGAAGAGAGGAUGCUCAGAGACCCCAGACGGCUUUAUGCACCUGGCCGACUAUACCAUAUUGUUGAGAGAAAGCCCUUCAGGAUAGGUAGAUUUCCUCCAGUUGUAAGAACAGCAGUACCUGUGGAUGGUAGGUUUGAGCACAUAGUUCUUUCAUGCAAUGCAACAUCUGACCAUGCCAUUGUCUGGAUAGAGAGGGAAUGUCAAAUGGCUUUUGAUUUGAUGCUGGAAAAAGACCAUAUUAUGGGCAUUCCGAUAGAGCAGCGGAUGGAACGGGAAGAGUCCAUCGCACGAGAACACAGUGAAGAGUAUGAGGCAGCUCUUCAAAGGGCUAUUGCUUUAGACAUUCCACAAGCCUACCCAUCUUCUCCAUAUGGAACUUUUCAUGAAAUGGCAGAAGGGGAGACUUCUGGCAGCUCGAGGGGAGGAAUUUCAUUAUUGUCAUUUAGGAAAUUAAAAGAACAUUGGGAUGACUUUAUAGACCGGCUCUUUGAGGUGGAUGAGUCUGGUCGCAUGGUGUUCAAGAAGCAAGUCUCAUGAACCCUGAAAACAUUUCAUUGUGCCAUAAAGCUGAAUAAAAUCAGAUUUAAGGGGACAUUAACCAAAGUCUAAAGGGAGAAGGAAAAUUGUUUGGAUCAAAGAAAGUGAUUCCAAGAAAAGAGUACCAAUAUAAAGGCUAUUCAAGUUGAGCACAUCCAAGAAACUAGAAACUCUUGCUCUCAUUGACGAUCUUAAGUUUCUGAAUUAUACAUAAACAAGAAUAUCAAGAAACUUACAUCUAGUAGCCUAUCUGCUGUGAGUAUGUGAUUUCGUCUACAAUGGUGUAGCUUAAAAUUAAACCAAUGGGAGACUGCAGGAUUGUUGUCUCGAUUCUGGCCAUUUCAGGAUUGCAUUGAAUCGAGCUGCAUUAAGUACUGCUACUAAUGAACAACAUCCCACCCCCCAGGUAUUGUGUGGGGAACAGCAAUGCACAAUUUGAAUGGGCUCCUUGUUGCUAUACCUGGAGCUCAAGAACUGCUUUCCCUCCGGUGAAAAUACAACACAUCAAUCAGUGUGACCCGAAACGAAAAUCUUAGAGAUCGAUCAUGCGUGCCAUUUUGAAGGUUUUCUCCCUUAGGUGGUGAUGCCUGAAUCAGAAGCUAUCGAUCACCAACGUCAAGGCUUCUGAACCAAAAUAAGUGAUCAAGGUCCCUUGCAUGGAUCUCUUAACCGAAUGAUUCAUUCAACUCAAUUCAAGUACUUAAAGGCUUGUUAGAUACAAAACGACAAUGCUCCGAAGCCAGCGACAAGUCGUAUCGUUCCCAGUUAGUUAGUUAACCAGUCAUUGUGUAUUUAAUGCUACUCGUUUACUUCAUUCAUUUUGUCUAUUUUCCUUUAGCUUUUUUAUUGUCCCCUGAUCUAAUGUUAAUAUCGUCUAUGUAAUUGGAAGUGUCCCAAUGUCUUUUGCCUAUUCUGGGGGCAUCAUCUUCUACAGUUCUAUAUAUAUAUAUAUGAAGUGAAAUCAAACAAUAUUAAUA